Papaver somniferum (opium poppy) is the source of this 711-nucleotide messenger RNA. Its product is annotated as ubiquitin-related modifier 1 homolog 2-like. The coding region runs from base 135 to 431 and encodes 98 amino acids. The record is from RefSeq and is a predicted model, not a curated record. Gene Ontology annotation, cellular component: nucleus; cytoplasm. Gene Ontology annotation, molecular function: protein tag activity. The transcript has 4 exons. Gene Ontology annotation, biological process: tRNA thio-modification; protein urmylation. NCBI's taxonomy places the organism in Eukaryota, Viridiplantae, Streptophyta, Magnoliopsida, Ranunculales, Papaveraceae.
AUUGGAACUGGAACUUGAUGCCAGUAUUUCAUUCGAAUUCCAAGUUCUACUAGUGAAAAGCUAUCAGUGCAUUCCGUUAAAGUGGAGCUAGGGUUUCAAAAAGAAAACCUCCUUCCAAACACAAAUCUUCGAGGAUGAAAUUGACACUUGAAUUUGGUGGUGGACUUGAGCUUCUUUGCGAGUCAGUGAAGACCCACAAUGUUGAUGUUGAUCAAACUGGAGAAAAGAAGUUAACAAUGAAGGAUCUGUUGGCUUGGGUUCGUACUAAUCUAAUUAAGGAGAGGCCUGAAAUGUUCAUGAAAGGGGAUUCAGUGAGACCAGGUGUUCUUGUCCUUAUAAAUGACUGCGAUUGGGAACUAAGUGGUCAACUCGAUACAACAUUAGAAGACAAAGACGUGGUAGUCUUCAUUUCAACCUUGCACGGUGGAUGAUCUUAUUGCUCGAGAUUAUUUUCAAACUAUAAGUUACUUGUCGUGUUGCACUUUUACCAUUAAGGUCACAAUUCCGAUGCUUGCUUCACGAGCAGGUGCUUUGAUUGUUCCUGUAGGUUAUUCUGUAUCCCAAUUCUGUGUUCAGUAUAUAUGAUGACUUCAGAAGAAUGCUUAAAUGUAUGAUGCUGAAUUUUAGCGACUCAAUGCAAUGAGUUUUCAUAAUAGGAGAGCAACAUAUUGGAUAAUAGUAUUAUACAAUCUCGGAAUGUUGUUUUGUCCC